Molecule: messenger RNA, 3268 nt
Organism: Ruditapes philippinarum (Manila clam)
Lineage: Eukaryota; Metazoa; Mollusca; Bivalvia; Venerida; Veneridae
Product: transmembrane channel-like protein 1
Exons: 5
Cellular component (GO): plasma membrane
Molecular function (GO): mechanosensitive monoatomic ion channel activity
Source: RefSeq, a predicted model, not a curated record
GAAAAAGUUGAUGGAAGUAGGUCAUCAGUGGUGCAAGAGGGUUCCAUGAUGAGGAUGGUUGGAGCUGACAUGGCAGAAUCAGUGACUUUUAGGUUUCCACCAUCAGUAGACUGUGGACCAUUUCAAGGUUAUGACAGACCAUAUAAAGUUAUAAACACUACUGAUAUAAUAGGGGAGUUACCUGACUGGCCAAAAGAGGUCUUGUACUAUAUUGGAACACCAGCUGUACUCUUUCCUAUACUUAUACUUUUGAUAUUGCUGGUGGUGUAUUUUAAAGUUAAGACUUCAUCUUAUAAACGACUUAUCAGGGAGUUGAGAAGACAACUUAUGUUUGAACGUAAAGUAGAAAAAAGAAAAAUAUUUGCUACUGGAAGAGCAAUGUCAGGUGGUGCUUUGAGUCGGUAUUCCUCUCAGGAAAGUAUUGGUACACCAGGAAUGAAACAUCGGAAGGUGUCACAGCAGACGGUUGCUACUACUAUAGAGGAGGAACAAGAAUUCUAAUGAACCUAAAGACAUCUUUUUCAUUUCUAACAUUUAGAGAUAUUGGAUGUUUGAACAUUGUGUGUGUGUGUCAUUAAUUCAUGUAAUUAACAAAAGUAAUUAGGUUUCAUAUAUGAGUUUUCACAAAUAGUGUUUAACAUUUAUUGCAUGACAAUGAACAGUUUCUAAUAAACAAUUAUUGGAAACAAAUUGUUUUUGAAAUACAAAAUGUAUUUUCUUUAUGUUUGUAAAGAACAUUAAAAUCUUUGACAAAUUUCAUUACAGAAUGUGCUCGGUGUGUUUUUCCCCAUAUCUUUAUCAUGAACAAGCUCCACAAUGAUUUUUUUCGUUAGAUGAUAUUUUGCAUUAUAAAAACUUGGUAAAUUUGUGAAAAAAGAUUUUAUAGACAAAAGGAAAUGAUAAUGUAGAUAAUAAUUAUAAACUUUAAAGUAACCUAUGAUAAGAUAUUGGCAUGGUUUUUAAACUCAUAAUUCAAUUAAAGUUUUGUUUUUUUUUGCACUCGAGUGUCGAUUUGUUUGAUCUUGUAUCAAUCUUCUCUCAGUUAUUAAAAUCCCACAAGAGUUAUGAUUCUCCUUUGACACCUUAAACACAUUGGUCUAAUUGCUUGUUAUCUGGCGUGGCUCGAUUCUAAGGGGUUAUUUUUAUGUCCCAAAAAGUCUUUGGACAAUGAUGGGGUGAGGAAGCGGGCUUUUAAGGGUUUUUUUGAAGCUAUUUUAACUUUGAGGUCUGGAAAUAACAUAUUUCCAUGCAAGAUUUUUGUUAUGUUUCUUUGUUGUUGUUUUUAGCUCACCUGUCACAAAGUGACAGGGUGAGCUUUUGUGAUCCCUUUUCGUCCCACGUCCGUCCGUCGUCCGUCCGUCCGUAAACUUUUACUUUAAAUGACAUCUCCUCAUCUCCUCAUAAACCACUAAGCCAAUUUCAUCCAAACUUCACAGGAAUGUUCCUAUGGUGGUCACCUUUAAAAUUUUUUCAAAGAAUUUAAUUCCAUGCAGAACUCUGGUUGCCAUGGCAACCGAAAGAAAAAACUUUAAAUAUCUUCUUUUAAAAGACCCUAAGAGCUAGAGCUUAGAUAUUUGCCAUGAAACAUCUUCUAAUGAGUGUCUACCAAGUUUGUUUAAAUAAAAGCCCUGGGGUCAAAAUUGGCCCUGCCCCAGGGGGUCUUUGAUUUUCCCUAUAUGCAUAUAGUAAAAACUUAAAAUAUCUUCUUUUAAAGAACCCCAAGAGCUAGAGCUAAGAUAUUUAGCAUGAAGCAUCUUCUAAUGAGUGUCUACCAAGUGUGUUCAAAUAAAAGCCCUGGGGUCAAAAUUGGCCCCGCCCCAGGGGGACAUUGAUUUUCCCUAUAUGCAUAUACAUGUAGUAAAAACUUAAAAAAUCUUCUUUUAAAGAACUCAAAGAGCUUGUGCUAAGAUCUUUAGCAUGAAACAUGUUCUAAUGGGUGUCUACCAAGUUUGUUCAAAUAAAAGCCCUAGGGUCAAAAUUGGCCCCGCCCCGGGGGUCAUUGAUUUUCCUUAUAUGUGUAUAGCAAAAUCUUAAAAAAUCUUCUUUGAAAAAACCAAAAUAGCUAGAGUUUAGAUAUUAGCAUGAAACAUCUUCUAGUGAGUGUCUACCAAGUUUGUUCAAAUAAAAACCCUAGGGUCAAAAUUGGCCCCGCCCCAGGGGGUCUUUGAUUUUCCCUAUAUGCAUAUAGUAAAAACUUAAAAAUCUUCUUUUAAAGAACCCAAAGAGCUAGAGCUAAGAUAUUUAGCACGAAACAUCUUCUAAUGAGUGUAGACCACGUUUGUUCAAAUAAAAGCCCUGGGGUCAAAAUUGGCCCCGCCCCAGGGGGUCAUUGAUUUUCCCUAUAUGCAUAUAGUAAAAACUUAAAAAAUCUUCUUUUAAAGAACUCAAAGAGGUAGAGCUAAGAUAUUUAGCAUGAAACAUGUUCUAAUUGGUGUCUACCAAGUUUGUUCAAAUAAAAGCCCUGGGGUCAAAAUUGGCCCCGCCCCGGGUGUCAUUGUUUUUCCUUAUAUGUAUAUAGCAAAAACUUAAAAAAUCUUCUUUGAAAAAACCCAAAUAGCUUGAGUUUGAAUAUUAAGCAUGAAACAUCUUCUAGUGAGUGUCUACAAAGUUUGUUCAAAUAAAAGCCCUGGAGUCAAAAUUGGCCCGCCCCGGGUGUUAUUGAUUUUCCUUAUAUUUGUAUAGCAAAAACUUAAAAAUCUUCUUUGAAAAAACCCAAAUAGCUAGAGUUUAGAUAUUAAGCAAGAAACAUCUUCUAGUAAUUGUCUACAAAGUUUGUUCAAAUAAAAGCCCUUUGGUCAAAAUUGGCCCUGCCCCAGGGUUGUCAUUGGUUUUAACUAUAUGUGUAUAGUAAAAACUUAAAAAAUCUUCUUUUAAAAAAACCCAAUGAGCUAGAGCUUAGAUGUUUAGCAUGAAACAUCUUCUUAUGGGUGUCUACCAAGUUUGUUCAAAUAAAAGCCCUUGGGUUAAAAUUGGCCUUGCCGGGGGGGGGGGGGGAGGGGGGUAGAUCGUUGUUUUUCAUUAUAUGUGUGUAGUAAAAACUUAACAUUGUGAAACAUCUUCUAAUGGGUGUCUUCCAAGUUUUUUCAAAUAAAAGCCCUGGGGUUUAAACUGGCCCCGCUCCGGAUGCCUUUAUACAGGUGAGCGACCUCAGGGCCAUCAUGGUCCUCUUGUUGUUGUUUUACUUUAGUCAUAUUUGUUAACCAAACUGUUUUUCCUUCAUAGUAGAAAACUAUGGCUUAUUUUCUGUUUAUGAAAAUAAAAAUGAAAU